This is a messenger RNA of Uranotaenia lowii, 2535 nucleotides long. RefSeq lists its product as uncharacterized. NCBI's taxonomy places the organism in Eukaryota, Metazoa, Arthropoda, Insecta, Diptera, Culicidae. Bases 561 to 1889 code for a protein of 442 amino acids. The transcript has 4 exons. The record is from RefSeq and is a predicted model, not a curated record.
UAAGUCUUUAAAAUAUUUUGGUGGCUGUCAGUGGUUGGGACAGCAGCAGAGCGAAAUAAAAUUAAAAUUGCAAUCGCGUUUCAAAAGUAAAGAAUUCUGGAGUGUUCUUUUGAACAGGACCUCUAGCGAUUAUGUCAUUAGCUUAUUAAAAGAAUUUGUCACGAUUGUGGGCGACUAACUGGGAAGCUAUCGAUCAGGUGCAAAAAGCAAAAGUGCUACGCGGGUGUGAAAGUUCAAUCGAAUUGGCAGCUGCCACCAACCCUCUCUGUGGUGCGUUUCAUUUUCGGAUCUUUCUCUCUCUCUGGUGUCCCACCACCCAACUCCACCAAAUCGAAAGUGCAGCCGAAGUAGAGAAACAGCAGCAGCAGCAGCAGGUACGUGAAGAAAACAUAAUACGUAUCGAAUCGAAAGAAAUUGCAAGAUACCAUCGGUAGCUCAACCAGAAGCACAUCGCCAGCAAAAGUGGGACAAAAUUGUUGUACUGGGCAUUGACUGAUCAUCUACGCGGUAGCGGUACAGAAUAAAAAAAUACAACUUAUAUUCACGAUUCAUCGGGCAAAAUGUCUUCCGCCCAAAAUCAGCAGGAGGAUUUGGAGGCUCGAAUUGCACGUAUCAAAAAGCGCAAUGAAGAGAUCGAGAAGAAACACCGGGAAGCAGAGGCUGAUCGUCUGAUGGCCAUGAAGGAAAACGCCAUGGUUGAAAUGAAACCCCCGAAAGAUGAGGACUGGCCUCGGGAACACAAAUACGACAAGAUAGAUUUCACUUACGAUUUGGACGAGGAAGCCUUGGCAGAACUCGAGGCAAAAAAGAAAGAAAAGAAUGCUUUCAUUCAAAAGAUUGCAAAGGAUUAUAAAGUUUUCGCCGAGGGAGAAGGUCCUCCACCAGAUCCGGCGUACAGUUUUCUAGCGGAUGUGGAACGAGACGGCGAAAAGGCUCCUCUACCCGGUUCGAAUAAUAUUCAGGGUAGAAUGAAUAACAAGGGUGGAAAUUUUGAUCGUAAAAAUCCCAACAACAGAAGUGGUCGCCUAGGAAGUGGUCCUGGCCCAGGUGGCAUUCGUGGAGGAGGUAGUGGUGCUGGACGUGGUGGUCUUCGGGGUGGGUUCGGUGGAAAUCUGCAGCGUUCUCAGUCGACUAAUGAGCACGAUGGUCGGAGACCGGAUCACACUCGACACGGAGGCCAUAAGAAUGGGGCACCUGGCCCUUUAAAUGAUAGCAAGUGGCGGCGUGAAGGAGCUGGUAGCAAGGACGAUGGCUGCAUAAACAAUUUUAGCAAUGGUGGAUACAAAGGGGAACCCAACUUAACCGUUUCUGUAUCCCAGGAUGGCGAAUUCAAGAGUGUGAAAGUAACAUCUCCUCCAAUCAUAGGAAGUGGUCGGGUUGGCCCUCGCCAACCAGCGAAACCACAGUUCCAGUUUCAGACCGACCCACAUAAUCCUCAUCAUCACCAGAAUCUGGGCGCUGGAAAACCUCAUCAUCGCAGCAACAAUGAGAAUUUUAAUCGCAAUGCUUCCGGACGAAAGUCUGACAAGGACGCGAAACGACUUCCCAAACCCGGCAGCGGUGGAGGACCAUCGCCUUCGCCGUCGUCGUCUUCAUCGUCGGCAAACGCAAGCAAUAAAUCGACCAACGGCGGAGGCAGUCUCCAGGAUCGACUCAAUCGCAACCGUGUGGUCAAUAUCGAUAGAAACGAAAACACGAUCCGUGUCAGUACCAGUGGCAGUGCCGCCGAAGCGGGCGCUGGAACGCAUGCUAAAGCUAAUGCCACUCUAAAAACUAUUUCAAAAAUAAUUGAAAAAAAUGCAGAGAUCGACGAGAAGCUGGCUCGUCAGAUGCAUCAUGAAAAUGAACGAAUGGUUAAUCGUAUGAAGGAGUUAAGAAUGCAAGAUUGAAGCAACGUGGUUUAAAGGCAGCUGAAUCGAACGAAUUUCAAGUAAAACAAUUGCCGCUUUUACUAAAAAAAGUAAAUCCAGUUGAAAUUGGUAGCACGCACGCACGCAUAACAUAUAAAUCAAUAACUUUUAGUGCAUAAAAAGAUAAAAUAAUUCACCCAUUUCUAAUGUACACGUUGCUGAAUAUAAAUUAAAAAAAUCAUCAUAUUAUGUGCGAAAAAGAACUUUGAUACCAUUAGCCACGUUAGCAGCUCGGAAUGUAACGGAACGUUGAUACUGGAAGGAUAUAUCGAUUUUACUGGAAUGCAGGCGAGCAAAUUUCGUGAAGAAACCAGUUUUAUUACUUAGAUUUUGUUCUAUUUAUUUAUGCAUCUAUUUUAAUCCUAGACUAUUCAAAUUAGUUAUUCGGCAUAUUUUAUCAGUACCGUGAGUGAAUAUCAAGUACGAAAAGUAUAUUAUUUGUUUUAAAUUUCGUAUCGUAAUCGGAAGCAUUUAGUGUACUCGUUUAACUUGUUAAAGGUCGAAAUUUUUGUCCGAGAUUACCAUUCACUUUUAUUAUGACUACUGUAUAUAGUUUUACAAGCAUCCAAUUGUAUGCGCAUUCAUAAAUGUUGAAAUAUAUUGAACAUAACAUUUGAAGAUAAAA